AUGCAGGAGGUGUGGGAUGACUAUGGUAGUAUUCCUGGUGCAGGGAACACAUCACAUCGCAGACCAGGAGCAAGAUUCAUGCAAGAUGAGGUGUUGCACUGCGAAUUUGAUUUCUGUUCGAUUCAGCUGAGUCGAUCUGUAUCUGGCGGGCCUCAGAAGGGGCUGACGAGCCCGGACUUCUCCCCCGCAGCCCUGGAAGACAUUCCAAGGGUGUCUGGAGCCCGAUUUUUCAGGGCUCAUCUGUCUGAACCCACGACCAAAGUCGGACUUUUUGGGUCACCGCCCUUGUCCGAGGGGUACGUGGUUCUUCUGGGAGGCGAGGGAUCCGGACUCUCUCCAAAGUCUCCGUCCGAAUUCUUGCUUUCGGUUUUGCGCCGAAGCUGCGCAGCGUGUCUGAUUGUCGGUCUGUCCGUCCUGUUGUUCAUUUUUGUGGUUUGUCUGUUCAUUUAUCGGAAUACUAACAUGGGACAGUCUCUAACUACCCCUUUAAGCCUUACUCUAGAUCACUGGUCAGACGUCUCUAACCGAGCGAGCAAUCAGUCGCUUGAGGUCAAGAAGAAAAAGUGGCGGACUUUUUGUUCCUCAGAAUGGCCCACAUUCAACGUGGGCUGGCCGCGGGACGGCACCUUUGACAAGAAUCUUAUCUUACAGGUCAAAGAAUGGGUCUUCGAUAGAGGACCCCAGGGACACCCUGACCAGGUCGCUUAUAUCGUCACCUGGGAAAAUCCUCCUCCCUAUAAUCCCCAGAAGGAGCCCGAAGAUCAUGAAGCUGACCCUGCGGCGCCCCCGUCACAGGACUCCCCGCCUGUUGCCUCCCCCGUCGCGAGCAGGCUCCGGGGAAAGCGUGAACCGUCUCCCCCGGACUUCACCUCUCAAGCAUUUCCCAUGCGACAGGGAAAUAACGGCCAACUUCAAUACAGGCCCUUUUCCGCCUCUGAUCUAUACAAUUGGAAACAACACAAUCCCCCUUUUUCCAAAGACCCCGUGGCAUUAACUAACUUAAUAGAGACUAUUCUGAUUAUCCACCAGCCAACAUGGGACGAUUGCCAGCAGCUUUUACAGGCUCUCCUCACUUCUGAGGAAAAACAAAGGGUCUUCGUAGAGGCACGGAAGCAGGUCCCAGGAGACGAUGGAAGACCAACCUAGUUGCCCAAUGAGAUUGAUGCUGCCUUCCCCCUCACCAGGCCUGACUGAGACUUUGCUACGCUUGCAGGUAGGACACACCUACGCCUUUACUGCCAGUUGCUCAUAGCAGGUCUCCGAGGGGCUGGUCGCCGCCCCACUAAUUUGGCACAGGUAAAACAGAUAAUUCAGGGGGCAGAUGAAUCUCCAGCAGCAUUUUUAGAGAGACUAAGGAAGUAUACGCCUUACGAUCCUGAGGACCCAGGGCAGGCUACCAGUGUGUCGAUGUCUUUUAUCUGGCAGUCCGUAUUUGACAUUAGAAACAAGUUACAGAGGUUGGAGAACUUGCAGGGAUAUACUCUGCAAGAUUUACUUAAGGAAGCAGAGAAAAUCUUCAAUAAGAGGGAGACUCAAGAGGAAAGGGAGGACCAUAUCCAUAGAGAAAAGGAAGAAAGGGAGGAUAGAUUGAGAAAAGAAGCAGAGGAAAAGGAGAAUGCUAGAGACAGAAAGAGAAAUAGGGAACUGAGCCGCAUCUUGGCCACCGCAGUUCAGAGUCAGGACAGCCGAAAGGGAGACAGGAUGGGAGAACAGAGAGGCCCUCGCGUGGAACGCAACCAAUGUGCCUACUGCAAGGAAAGAGGGCACUGGGCAAAGGACUGCCCUAAGAAGACCCACAAACCCAGAGGCCCCAAACCACAAGCCUCACUCCUAGCCCUAGAUGAAGAUAGGGAGGUCAGGGCCAGGAGCCCCCCACCCCCCGAGCCCAGGAUAACACUCGAUGUCGGGGGGCAACCAGUUACCUUCCUAGUAGAUACCGGGGCUCAGCAUUCAGUUCUUACCCGGUCACCAGGCCCUCUCAGUGAACGAACUGCUUGGGUACAAGGGCCCACAGGCGGAAGAAGAUAUCGUUGGACCACCGAGCAGAAGGUACAGCUAGCAACCGGUAAAGUAACUCAUUCCUUCCUACAUGUCCCAGACUGCCCCUAUCCAUUACUGGGGCAAGACUUACUCACCAAACUGAAAGCCCAAAUUCACUUCGAGGGGGCAGGGGCUCGAGUGUCGGGCCCAAAUGGAAACCCCCUCCAAGUCUUGACCUUACAAUUGGAAGAUGAAUACCGACUAUAUGAACAGGACUCUAAGACACAAGGAUCACGCCGAGGCCAGAGGAAAUCGGCGGGCAGACAGGGUGGCCCGAAAGGCUGCUUUGGGACCACAAAUUCUCCCCCUAGUAUCAGAGCCCGUCCAAUCCGCAAACUGGGCCUAUGA
Molecule: messenger RNA, 2388 nt
Organism: Myodes glareolus (Bank vole)
Lineage: Eukaryota; Metazoa; Chordata; Mammalia; Rodentia; Cricetidae
Source: RefSeq, a predicted model, not a curated record